GUGCUGGAAGCUUGUAGGUUUCUUUCCUUUUCAAGGAUGCCUGAUGCAACAGCUGGAACAUGGCUGCUAGAGGAGCCUCUACUCAACAACCAGCUCCUCAACCCAAGGGUCCUGUGUUCAGCCAGCCUGUGCUCACGUCUAAGAACUACUGGUUUUACAAAGCUAGGUCACAUUGUGAGCACAGGGUGGGCAGCUGUCAGGGAAAGAACUGUGAAUAGGUCACAACAACUACUGGACCAACUGGCAGCAGAGACAUGCCGGUCACUGCCUGCUGCCUACCAGGAGUUCCUGAAUGACCAAACUGUUAUCGACCAGUGGAGAGAGGGAGACACACUGAGGCACUGGGAGGACAGUGAGUUUGUGGCCGUCUACCACAGGGGGCGCUAUUUCAGGCUGUGGGUUUAUUCUGCUGGACGUCUUCUCUCUCCCCGAGAAAUACAACACCAGAUCCAGAACAUCUUGGAUCACCCUUCAGCUCCAGCACCAGGAGAGGAGAGACUGGGAGCACUGACCGCUGGAAACAGGGUGCCCUGGGCCCGUGUGAGGAAGCAGUUCUUCAGCUCAGGGGUAAAUAAGCGUUCUCUGGACUGCAUUGAGAAAGCGGCUUUCUUCGUGACUCUGGAUGAUGAAGAGGAAGGGAUGAAGGGUGACGAUCCAUCUGGGAACCUGGACCGCUACGCUAAAUCACUUCUGCAUGGCAAGUGUUACGACCGGUGGUUUGAUAAGUCCUUCUCAGUGGUAAUCUAUAAGAAUGGGAAGACCGGUCUGAAUGCUGAACACUCCUGGGCUGAUGCACCGACUGUGGCUCAUUUAUGGGAGUUUACCUUGGCCACAGAUGCAUUUCAGUUAGGUUACGACACGAAUGGAAACUGUCGAGGUGAAGUGCAGCGCUCUCUACCUCCUCCUCAACGCCUCAACUGGGACAUACCAUCAGAGGUGCAGGAGCAGAUAAAGGAAUCUCUGGUGGUGGCUCAAGCAUUAGCUGAUGAUGUCGACUGUCAUGUAUUUCCCUUCAGCGUGUUUGGGAAAGGAAGCAUUAAGAAGCUAAAAAUCAGUCCAGAUGCUUUUAUCCAGAUCUCUCUGCAGCUGGCGUAUUACAGGGACCAUGGAGGUUUCUGCCUGAUCUACGAAGCCUCAAUGACACGUUUAUUCAGAGAAGGCCGCACUGAGACUGUUCGCUCCUGUUCUAAAGAGAGCUGUGAAUUUGUUCUGGGUCUGGAAGCUGGAGAGGGGAAGGAUCAGUGCAUCUCUCUGCUGCGUAAAGCUGCUGAGAAACACCAGAACCUCUACAAACUGGCCAUGACAGGUUCCGGCAUCGACAGACAUCUCUUCUGCCUCUAUGUGGUCUCCAAAUACCUCGGAGUCCAGUCCCCGUUUCUCAAAAAGGUGUUAUCUGAACCCUGGCGUCUCUCUACCUCUCAGACUCCCGUGCAGCAGAUGGAGCUUUUUGACUUGAUCAAUCACCCAGAAUUCAUCUCUCUGGGUGGAGGCUUCGGUCCAGUAGCUGAUGAUGGUUACGGUGUGUCCUACAUCAUUGUUGGUGAGAACAUGAUCAACUUCCAUGUGUCAAGUAAAAACUCCUGCACACACACGAACUCAGGCAGGUUUGGUGCUCAGAUCAGCCAAGCUUUAAAGGAUAUGAUGUCUCUGUUCAGCUCUAACCCUGAGAAACCAGUGGAGAAAAAACAGCUGUAAAAAUGUGUGCUUGUGCGUGUGUGUGUGUAUGUGCGUGUGUGUGUGUAUGUAUGUCUUUGCGUGUGUGUGUGUGUGUGUGUGUGUGUGUAUACGUGUGUGUGUGUAUGUAUGUCUUUGCGUGUGUG
Molecule: messenger RNA, 1820 nt
Organism: Hemibagrus wyckioides
Lineage: Eukaryota; Metazoa; Chordata; Actinopteri; Siluriformes; Bagridae
Product: carnitine O-palmitoyltransferase 1, liver isoform-like
Exons: 11
Coding region: 37-1695 (552 amino acids)
Biological process (GO): carnitine metabolic process; fatty acid metabolic process
Cellular component (GO): mitochondrion
Molecular function (GO): carnitine O-palmitoyltransferase activity
Source: RefSeq, a predicted model, not a curated record